Lemur catta (Ring-tailed lemur) is the source of this 1399-nucleotide messenger RNA. RefSeq names its product C-C motif chemokine ligand 24 (gene CCL24). Gene Ontology annotation, molecular function: CCR chemokine receptor binding; chemokine activity. Gene Ontology annotation, biological process: G protein-coupled receptor signaling pathway; positive regulation of GTPase activity; chemokine-mediated signaling pathway. Gene Ontology annotation, cellular component: extracellular region. The record is from RefSeq and is a predicted model, not a curated record. The coding region runs from base 63 to 422 and encodes 119 amino acids. The transcript has 3 exons. Lineage: Eukaryota; Metazoa; Chordata; Mammalia; Primates; Lemuridae.
UGGGGUGCUCUGCAAGGAACCAGGUCCCUUGUCCCCAGGUCCUCUCCUCCUGUACCCAGGACAUGGCAGGCCCCGUGAGCAUCGCAGCUGGAUUCCUGCUCCUGGUCCUGUGUGCCCACCACCUUGCCCCCAUGGACUCUGUGACCAUUCCCAUUUCCUGCUGCAUGACCUUUGUUUCCAAGAAAAUUCCCGAGAGCAGAGUGGCCGGCUACCGACUGUCGAACGGGAGCAUCUGCCCCAAGGCAGGAGUGAUCUUCACCACCAAGAAGGGCCUGAAGUUCUGUGGAGACCCCAAGCAGCAGUGGGUCCAGAAGUACAUGAAGAACUUGGAUGCCAAGCAGAAGCAAGCUUCCAUGCGGGCCAGGGCAGUGGGCGUCAAGGUCCCUGCCCAGAAACGCCCUGGCAACAGCACCACCACCUAACUGCUGCCCAGCCUCCGGCCCUGAGCUUGGGGCUGGGCUCCUUGCCAGGCUGCUUGGGGCCUGGGGCAGCUGGCAGUGAUGGGGGGAGAGCUGAUUUUCCUGUUUCUGAAUGACACUCUCCAGGGUUCUGUCUAUUCUAUGAAAAACCCAAGGGAGCAGCAAGUCAGGGCCCUGAGGGCUGAGCGACGGCCCCAAGCAUGCAGAGCCCCUCGCCUUCCCUGAGCUGGGGGAGAAGGUCCCUGGGUGAGAAGGAGGGUGGCGGCGGCCCUUUGCCCCUCUCCUCCCAACCUGGACCUGGCUCUUCUCUGACUUCCAGGCCCUCAGAGCCCAGGCACACGAGAUCCAAGCGCCCACGGGCACAGGCACACAUUGCCCACACCACCGCCUGCAGCUGGCUUCCAAGGGCCCUCUGGGCUUGUGGCCUAAGGACCAUCUGACUGUCUCUGUCUGGGGGUGGGGGACCUGCCAACAGCUGCAGCUCUCCAGCAUGUCAGGGAUGCUCCAGGCCGGUCCCAUUUCCCGCACCAAAGAGUGAACAAAAACCCAACAGAGAAAGGGGCCCCUUUGCUGCAUUCACUGCUGGGUCCCGGCCCUCCUUGCUCACUUCUCAUGGGUUGUCAUUAAUCAAGUUUUCAGGAACUCAUGGGUUUUUGCAAAGAAAUGAACAUGGAGGAUCAGGGUGAAACCAUGCAGCCUGGUAGUUUCACCUUUGUCAAGACAUGACUUUGAGGAGACGUUCUGCUUUGCGACACAGCUUGCUCCUGCUGCUUUGGGGACAAAGACAUGCUCUGCCUUUGAAGCUGGGCCUUCCCCACAUUUUGGUGAGGGGAACAUGGGGUGGGGACUAAGGGGGGAGACAGACCUCAGCUUUUUUUAUUUCUAUGCAUGAGAUACUGUGUGAUUUGUUUUUCAAGAGUGUAGACACAAACACUGCUUUCAAAUAACAGUCCAAAGUAAACUGAGAUUUCUCCUUUGGA